GGCAUCUAGUAUCUGCUCCGUCCAUCCUCCGCCGCUCCGGCUAGCCGGGUAGUCAUUUCCGCAUCGGAUAAGGACCCCACGCCGCCGCCGGUGCAGCAGCGGAUCCGCCGCGAGCCAGAACAAGAGCAUCAUCUCACACACAGGCGCCAACAAGAACAAACAAUUCGAUUCCUUCCCUUCCGAUUCCGACGACCACCCACAGGCCACAAGCACAGGGGGGCUCUGCUCCGCACUCUGCUCGUCUCCACCUUUUGGAUUUGGACCUGCAUCGCCGGCCGGCCGGCGACGUCACCGGCAAGUACCAAACUGCCCCCACCGCUCGCCUCUCUAUAAAUACGGGGCCGGCGGCUCCCGCCACAAGAUUCUGCCAAAAGGAUCCCCUCGGAAUCCCCCACCCGCCCAUUUCGCCAUCGCCAUCGGACUCUCUCCCUCCGUCUCUCUCUCCCUCUCGCCGCCGCCGCCGCAUCCUCCGCCCCUAAACCCUAGCACUUGCCUUGCUGCCGGACGUCGCUAUGACCGAGCCAUAGGCGGCACCUCGGCGCCGCGGGACACGAUGUUGGACGAUGACAUCGAGGAGAGCGAGGGCGAGAGCUCCUGGCCUUCCGCCGCCGCCGCCGACCGGGGAGGUUCCUCGGGCGGCGGCGGCGGGUACACUGACAUCCGGAAGGAGAUCUUCGACCGUCUCAUGGCCAAGGGAAUCGAGGAGGUCGUCUCAGACCCGUCUGCCUUCCGCGACCAGCUCCACCGGCACUUUGAGCGGCUGCCGGCGAGGUCAGCGUCUUGCCAUCUCUAUCUCUUAUGCUCUCUCUUCUCACCUGCAUGCUUCCCUGCUUGGUACGGUUGACUUCCAUUUCUCGGCAAUUAGCAGCUACUCCAUCGACUUGGACGUCGAGAAGCCGGAGGACGUGUUGCUGCACCGCAGGAUUCUCGACGAGUGCGCCAACAACCCUGACAAGCGCCCCAUCUUCCAUGCCCGCUUCUUGAGGUGCAUUGAGGGCCAGCAGGGACCCCUGGAUUCAGAAGAAAAGCCGCAGGGCCCAUCCACGAGUGAAAACGGUAAUAGUGGGGGCUCUCUCACCUCCACUUUGAGAGAUGCUGAAUUUAGGGGAUCUGAACCAUGUGAAAGGAUGCUGGAGGACCUGAGUUUGGAGAGAAGAAAUGUUGUGGAUGACUCUGAGGACUGUUCUGUGAGGAGAGACAAAGGGAUUCGCCGUAUUCAUGAAAUUAUUUUUUCUACUAAUGACAAGACAAAGCUCCUCGCAGAGUUAUCUACUUUGCUGUCUGCAGUUGGACUGAACAUUUGUGAAGCUCAUGUUUUCUCAACAACCGAUGGCUUUUGUCUGGAUAUAUUUGUGGUUGAUGGCUGGGAUACAGAGGAGACGGAUGGUUUGCUACAGAAACUCAAGGAGACAGCAGCACGUAGUCAUGCCUCAUUAUUGAACCCAACAAAUUCUGCAGCCAAAGAAAAAAUACGAGAGCUGCAAGAGAAGAUUGGUGAUUCGAAUGUUGACAGGAAUUUCCUGCAGAUUAGGGAGAAGGUUGCAUCCGGAUCUUCCGGAGACUUAUUCCGAGGAAAUUAUCAUGGUAUGGAUGUCGCAAUAAAGUUUCUUAGAGCCGAACAUGUUAAUGACUCUUCAAAAGUGGAGUUUUUACAAGAAAUAACGAUUCUAAAGAGUGUUAAUCAUGACAAUGUUGUUCGGUUCUAUGGGGCAUGCACUAAGCAGAGCAAGUAUGUCAUUGUAACAGAGUAUAUGCCUGGAGGUAAUUUAUACGACUUUCUUCACAAGCAAAAAAACAAUUUGGAUCUCACAAUGGUUCUUAGGAUUGCUAUCGGCAUCUCAAAGGGGAUGGAUUAUUUGCACCAAAAUAACAUCGUCCAUAGAGACUUGAAGACUGCCAAUUUGCUGUUGGGCUCUGAUCAUGUUGUGAAGAUUGCAGACUUUGGAGUCUCAAGGAAUCCAUCUCAAGAUGGAGAUAUGACUGCUGAAACUGGUACCUAUAGAUGGAUGGCGCCUGAGGUAAUAAACCAUAAGCCCUAUGAUCACAGGGCAGAUGUCUUCAGCUUUGCUAUUGUUCUGUGGGAGUUGGUCACUUCAAAGAUCCCAUACGAAAAUCUGACACCCUUGCAAGCUGCACUUGGAGUGAGGCAGGGGAUGCGGUUGGAGAUCCCCCCAUCGGUGCAUCCGCAACUGUCUGAAAUGAUUCAGCGGUGCUGGGAUGAAAAUCCCAACAUGCGUCCCUCCUUCGCUGAGAUCACCGCAGAACUGGAAGACAUGUUACAGCAUCUGCAGGCCUCCAAGGGAACCAACCGUCAUUCCAAAGCAAAGGUGCACAAGAAAGUACAGAGAGAGAUAGAAUAACGAGGUUCUCAGUAACGUUGUCAAGAAUAGCUUGCUUAGAGGAGUUUUAAGUAUCAUCGCCCAUAUUAUAUAUGUGGCUACUACGCUACGGUUAGUUGCUACGAAGAUGCUGCGAGUAUAGAAUGCUUUUACAAAACUUGGAGCGAUUUAUGGUUCUACAUAUGUGGGGUGCUUGCUUGCCUAUAUAAUCUCUUUUCCUCGAUUUGUAUGGGCUUCUGUUGCUCCCAAAAUACAGCAUGAAAGGACAGAAAAGACAUACUCAUGUAUAUAUAAGAUGGCUUGGAAGCAGCAUAGAAGUGGUCGCUGUAGUGUUUUGUCUA
Messenger RNA from Panicum virgatum (switchgrass), 2680 nucleotides. RefSeq names its product serine/threonine-protein kinase STY8-like. The coding region runs from base 564 to 2360 and encodes 598 amino acids. Lineage: Eukaryota; Viridiplantae; Streptophyta; Magnoliopsida; Poales; Poaceae. The record is from RefSeq and is a predicted model, not a curated record. Gene Ontology annotation, molecular function: protein kinase activity; ATP binding. The transcript has 15 exons. Gene Ontology annotation, biological process: protein phosphorylation.